Misgurnus anguillicaudatus (oriental weatherfish) is the source of this 3623-nucleotide messenger RNA. RefSeq lists its product as uncharacterized. Gene Ontology annotation, molecular function: calcium ion binding. NCBI's taxonomy places the organism in Eukaryota, Metazoa, Chordata, Actinopteri, Cypriniformes, Cobitidae. The record is from RefSeq and is a predicted model, not a curated record.
GAAGAGACAUAUUGUAGGUUAUGCACUAAACAGGAUACAUUAGUUUGAGCAAGUCAGCAAGUGAACAGAUUCACAGUCUUGUAUUGGCACUCAAGAGGCCUCUACGAACCAUUUUUGUUUUAUUCACUGAAAUGAACUGAAUAUUGUGGAAUCUGUUAUUUUCAUACUGAUGAUAGCGACGGGAUGAUGUUUGCACUUAUUUUGAUGUUGUCCAUUUUUGAAGCUGACGGAACCAAUCGAGUGACCACAACGUGCACAGCUGAGGCUUGCCUUACGUUGCAUUUAGAGGAGGAACAUUUUGAAAAGGCACAUCGAAACUGUACCAACAAAGGCGGCAAUUUGGUCACGAUGAGAGAUCACAACGAAUUAGUUAAUGUCAAAUCAGCCCUUUUAGCAACAGGAGAACCAUCCGUCCUAAACUCUAAAAUUUGGAUAGGACUUGCGUUGGAUAAAGGACAAUGUACUAAGUUCAACGAGGAGUUGCAUGGCUUCAGAUGGACGUCCGAGCCAGCAGAUUCCAAAAAAUCCAGAUGGAAAAAGAAACCUUUACGCACGUGCACGGAGAAAAGGUGCGUGUCCGUUUCGUUAGUGGAUGAUCUGAAAUGGUCGGACGGCUCGUGUAAGGAUGGCGCCUUUUAUAUGUGCAAAUUUCUUUUCAAAGGCACGUGCAAACCCAUAAUGUUGGACGACCUUGGUGAUGUCAGUUACGAACUUCCAUUUUUAUCUAAACCACUUACUCAAAAUGAUGGGUUGGCAAUGUUACCGCAUGGAACAUUUGCUGAAAUAAGGUGUCGUGGGUCAGAGGAUAUUGCUCCAUUUUUUUCAGUGUGUAAUAACAAUAUGGGUUCCUUUGGCUGGACAAAUUCAGACCGAUUUUGCGCGCGAGAUAGAAGUUGCGAACACAAAAACGGAGGUUGCGAUCACAUUUGUUCAGAAACUUCUGGGUCAGGUAUCAGUUGUGCAUGUCGUGAAGGUUAUUACCUGAGGGAUGAUAAAGUUAGUUGUGCUAUCAGAGACAACUGCGAAAAUUCACCGUGUGAAUCAACGUGCGUAUCGAGACCAACUGGUUUUUCAUGCGCGUGUCCGGAUGGAUUUCAGUUGGACGAUGACAACAUCAGCUGCGUUGAUAUCGACGAAUGCCGUCAACGUAUCUGUGGUGAACACGGGUGUCACAACAGUCCGGGAAGCUAUUUUUGUGAGUGUAAACCUGGUUUCAAACUUUCUGAAGGAAAAUGUGAAGAUGUGGACGAAUGCACAGAAUCAAGAUGUGAACAGGGCUGUCUCAAUUCACAAGGUUCGUUUUCUUGUUACUGUUACGCAGGUUUCAGCUCUUCAUCAGACAAGGGUGGGGCAUGUAAAGAUAUUGAUGAAUGUCUUAAUAAGCCGUGUGAAGACACUUGCCUCAACACUUUAGGUAGUUAUAAGUGCUCUUGCGCCCAAAACUUUACUUUAGCUAAAAAUGGCAUUAGCUGCAUUCCGAAUCCUACAGAGAGACCACAAAACACCCCUACAUCUCAAGAAAAUGACAAAGAAACACCAAUAACAAACUUGAGUCAGUUACCUAACGGGUAUGGACCUACAGCAGGCAGUCCUCUUUCACCUAACAAAAAUAGUAAAACAGACUCAGUCAAACGCACAGAAAGUUUCCUCGCCAGUUCGUGGUUUUUGCUGUGUGUGGUGGGUUCAGCUGUUGCAUUGUUUAUGCUUGUUGGCAUCACGUCCGUCCUUCUCAUUUACCGAUGGAAACGUUCAAGAAAGACCACCAAGAAAAAUGCCACUGCUGAUAACUAUUGCUGGGUUUCAUCUGGAUUAGGCAAUGUAGAAAAAAACCAACACUGAUUUUUUUUUUUUGCUUUGUGGAAAUUACAUUUGAAUAUAAAUGUUUUUAGCUUACAUGUAAAUAUAACACAUUUUGUCAGCAUUAUAAAACGUGGAUGAUUUUAUUGUUUUAGUUAAUUACUUAUUUUUUUAAAGUCUUUUGUUGUCCUCAAAACUAAAAUCCCAAUGUUAUCAUGUUUUGUAAUAUUUGUCAAAUUAACAAAAAAAAAAAACAGUACAACGCUCUGAUACAUUAUGAUAAAUAAGGAAGGGUUGAAUGGAAAGGUUGUAAAUAUUUGGUAAGUCUGUGUCAUGUGUUUUAUAUUAAUUAAAAUUUCUAAUGACCAAAUUGAUUAUAUAUAUUGUAUACCUUUUAAAGAUGUCAAUGUUAUAAUUGGGUUUUACAUACUUUUAUGUAGAAAACAGUAAAUCACAGAAACUUACUUUAACUGUGUUUUCAAAGACUAUAUUUCCACUAUUUCCACAAGUUAAUACUGCACUAUUAUUUAGGCAUUAUUUAAUGUUAAAAUAAAUGAAAGGGACAACACAAGUUGUGUUAAAAACAGUGACGGGAGUAAGGGUUACAAAGUAAUUCCGUUACUAAUUCCACUACUUUUAGCGGUAAUAACGAAGUGUUUUUUUUAAUCAAGUAAGGCAGUUACAAUUACUGAAAUUUAAAUGAGUUGGUUUCGUGUUAAUAUUUUGUGGUAUUAAACACAUUUAAUGUGUUGUCCCUGAACUAACACACCUUCUCUGUUAUUAUUCAUUGUGCCGCCCACCACGGCCCUGCGACAUUAGAUCAGAAAUGUCUUGUCUGCAAGUGUUCAUUUAUCACAAAAUAGAGUAACACGUAUAACCAACUCAUUUAAAUUUCAGUAAUUGUAACUGCGUUACUUGAUUGAAAAAAAUACUUCGUUACAUGUUUAUUACCGCUAAAAGUAGUGGAAUUACAGUAACGGAAUUACUUUGUAACCCUUACUCCCGUCACUGUUUUAACACAACUUGUGUUGUCCCUUUCAUUUAUCUUAACAUGAAAUAACGCCUUAAAUGGCAUGACACACACAAUGUGUAAAAAUGUCAAUGUGUCAUUUUUGCAGUGUGCAUGUAUGGAUAAUCUACACUGUAAAAAAUCCGUAGAAAUUACAGUGUUAUUGGCAGCUGGUUACCGGUAACUUAUCGAUUUAAAUUUAUGUUAUUUACUGGCAACAUUUUGUUCAAAGUUAAAUGAACAUUAAACAUUAACAAGUCUUGUCUUUACAGAGUGGCAUCUGGCAAUUGCAGCUCUUACCGUGGAUUAAAAUUUAUGUUAUUUACUGGCAAGAGUUUAUUCAAAGUUAAAUAAAUAGUCUUUAUCUUUACAGAAUAAAACUAUACAAUAACAGCACAAAGCAAAGCAUUCUGGGAAACAAAAUCUGAAGCAAAAACAGAAAAAGGUUGAUGAUGAUUUCUGGUUUCCAGAAUGCUUUGCAUGAGGCUGUUAUUGUAUAGUUUUAUUCUGUAAAGAUAAAGACUAUUUAUUUAACUUUGAAUAAACUCUUGCCAGUAAAUAACAUACAUUUUAAUGGUAAGAGCUGCAAUUGCCAGAUGCCACUGUAAUUUCUACGGAUUUUUUUACAGUGUAAUUAAUAUUGAAUUGUUCUUCUAAAGUCAUGUAGACGGUAGACCCUUUGAUUUUUACAACUAAAUAUACAAGUGAUUGUGUAAAUACAGCCUGCUUCUAUAAAAUAUAAUGCCCAUUCAAUGUCAAAAUGUUUUUGUAAAUUGUAUUUCUGAUCUUUAUGUCAUUAAUAAAUUAUUGAAAAUAA